This is a messenger RNA of Owenia fusiformis, 1799 nucleotides long. The record is from the annotation of a GenBank genome assembly. NCBI's taxonomy places the organism in Eukaryota, Metazoa, Annelida, Polychaeta, Sabellida, Oweniidae.
UCAUAAACAAAUUAACUAAUUUGAUACAUGAUAUAUUGCUACUUACAGGAUAUAAAAUAUAUGAUGAGUCUCGUGAUGUUUAGAGAUUACACCCAGAUCCCAUGCAAUAACUAUGGUGUGAGUUGAUUUAUGAAAAUUAAUGAUACCACAUCAUAUAAAUAAGAGGAGCAUCCAAAGCAGGAGAGGAUUUAACAAUUUGUGACUGUAAUAUAAAUAAAGGAGAGGAUUUAGCUACAUGUAUCCGUGACUUUAGAACAUAUAUUUAUUAUUCUUUAGCAUUCAUGAACAUUAAAAGAUUCAGUACCAUACAUGUUAGCAGCAUUCAUGACCAUAACCAUUCCUGAUUAUUAACAGCAUUCACAAGGCCAUUUAAGGAUAAUUCAUGACCAUAAAGCAAUUUUUAGUGAAUAAUGCGACUUAACAUCUUACAACUGCUAUAAAUAGGAUAAGAUCAAUAGCUCAACAUGAUGAAAAGAUUUUAAGAAAAUUACUGAUAGACAUUAGUCUUAUCUGGUGUUUGAACAUUUAUUGCUCAUGGGAGAUUAGAAAAUAUACAAUUAAUUAGCGAGAGGAUAAAAAUUAUUAGUGACCUGACUUCAGUGUGGGAAAUUAAGGAAGUUAUCAACACACAGCCCUUGAAAAUUCACGAAGAAUUAUUAGUUCUUAGUGAGAGUGGAUUUGAUAUAUAGCAUAUUGAUUUUAAUCUAGGAAAUUAUUUUGCUUAUCGAAAUAUUUGUUUAAUAACUGGCUAGAGCUUUGAAAAAUUGAAUAUUAGAAGUAGCGCUGAAGGAGUAUUACAAGCACGUUGGCAGGAUGAUGUCACAAGGAGCUGUAACUGAACUGAUCUGCUUUAUUCUACUGGGAUAUACUUAUAGUGCAAUGGGAGCAAUGGAUAAACAUGGUGGCAUCCAAAUGGGAAAAUUGAAUUCCUGCGACAACGGAAAGUUGAACCUAGAUGUGGAUUGGGAUGGGGAUGCUGUAGAAUAUACAUGUCCUGGGGCAACCUAUCCAGUUAUACAAGGAGAGAAAGCUGCUGGUGUGGAAUUUUGUGAGAAGAAACCAAAUCAGCCAAUCCAUGUCUGCAUGAGCAAUCAGAUAGAGUAUACAGACACACCACCUUUAAGUGGUAAACAUCGUCCUAACUGGGCAAGAUAUGGAGAAUACAAAUAUGUUCCCCCACAGAGAUGGCUACACAAUCUAGAGCAUGGUGCGGCAAACUUCUUGUAUCACCCCUGUGCAGACAAAGAGCAAGUUGAGAUCUUCAAACACAUAGCCAAGUCUUGCCUUAGACGUCAUGUUAUCACUCCAUACAGACAUCUACCCAAGACUGCACCUUUUGCAGUUGUAACAUGGGGAUGUAAGCUAUCUAUGGGAAGGGUAGAUGUCUCAGCAGUAAAGUCAUUUGUUAAGAAACAUGCUCUAAAGACGGAUGAAUCUCCAGUAACCAGAGAUGGGAAGUAUGACCUUGAACUGAUACAUGCUGCGGAUAUAGUCUCUGAUAUUAAGGAUUCUGUAAUAUGUCCUGAACCAUCUAAGUCAAUGAAAGAAAUAUUAGAAUCUGGACGUCAGAACAGUGUCAUUAUGAAGUGACACGUUGAAGAACUAGAUCUAUUAUAAUGUGACAUCACAAUGUAGGAUGACAUCAUUAUUGCAGUAUGACAUAGAAACAAAUGCUGAAUCACCGUAUUUACAAGGCUCAUACAGUAUCUAGUCCUUAGUAUGCAGACUAUCAAAAUGUUAAUCUUAUUGUGCUACAUUGCCUUUACGUCAAAGCAUGUUAUUUGUAUUUAAAAUAAUUU